AUGAAAACGUUUGAUAUUGUUGAGUUACUCAGUAUACCCAUCAUUCGUCCGAAGGAGACCAAGUUGAUUAUUGUGACAGGAGCGAUCGCGGUGGGGAAGACAACUUUUGCACGAGAUCUACUCGAUCAUCUCAUUAACCAAGGAUACCAUGCGACGUUACGUGUGGAGGUGGCGCGAACACUCGAGGAUGAAUUAAGGUUAUAUCAGGGUGAUUCAGAAAAAUAUGCAUUCUUCUUUCAAUAUGCGAUGAUCCAAGCAUAUUAUAAGGAAAUGGAAGAGAUCAAAAAAUUGAAAAAUUAUGACUAUAUUAUUCUUGAUAGAAGUCAUCUUGAUACGAUUCCGUUUACGAAUGUGAUGAUUCCUGAUGGAGAUGGAGAAGUCUUGAUGGUUCUUGAAGAUAAAUUGAGUAAGAUUAAGUUUCCAUUUGAUGUCGCGAAGGUGAUAUAUUUGAAACCAUCUUGUGAUAAGAUGUUAGAGCGUUACAGGAUUCGUGAACUUGAUGAGUGUGUAAAGGAGAGUGGUGUGGAUGUGGGUUAUGAUGAUGAUUAUCUUAUUGCAAUUUAUGAGCAAUAUGACUUGUGUAUGGAGAACAUGUAUUCGAGUUAUAUGAAAGUUAUAUCUCAUCCGGUGAUACAUUCACCAGGGUGGGAAAAAAAAUGCAUAAAGAUGGAAAUGAUAACACGUGAAAACUUAUUGAUUGGUGAUUGUGACUAUGAUGGUGUGCAAUUUCAUUUUCUUCCUAUUGAUGUUGACGAAUCAACAUUAUAUGAAACCGGUGAUUAUGUGUUAAGGUUACAUGGAAUUUUGACAAAUGGUCGUAGGAUGCGAAUUGAUGUGUGUGGAAUUAAACCCUUUUUUGAUAUCCUGAUAAAUGGAGUGGAUGUGGAUGAGAUGUUAUCAGAGAUCAAAUGUGAAUCAUAUGAGAUAAUUCAAGCAAAACCGAUUAAUUUGUUUUGUGAGAACACCAAAGAAUUUGUUCGUUUUUAUUUUAAGAAUAGUGGAAUUCGAUCGAAACAAUUGAAGAUGGUGAAGGAUCGAUAUGUGACAUAUUCUAAUGAUCUUACGUUUCACUAUCGCAAGGUGUUGAGAGAAUGUAAGAUUGAUGUAACGCGAUGGAAGAUGAUUGAAUCGAGUGAAUUGGUGUAUGGUAAUGAUCAAUAUCGAAAGGUGUUAAAGGUUCAUCGUGAUCAUAUAAUCAAUAGUCAGAAUCCUCCAAGGAGGGAUCGGAUUAUGAUUCUCUGUUGGGAUAUCGAGACUUAUAGUUCACGUGAGGGUGGCGAGGUUCCAAAACCAGAGUAUGAUGAAGAUGAGGUAUUCAUGAUAUGUAUGACGGUACAUUGGUAUGAUGAGAAUGAACCGAUUCGAAAGAUUUGCUUGUGCACUCAGGAUUUGAAUGAAUGUGAGAAUUGGAUAUUUAGGAGGUCGUAUUCUCAAGAACAGAUGAUAAUGGAUUUUGCAUACUGCGUAAAGUUAAUUAAUCCAGAUGUGAUGAUGGGGUUUAAUGAUGGUGGAUAUGAUUGGCCAUUUGUACUCAAGAAAGCUGAGCGGUUAAAUAUAUUGAGAGAUUUUGUGAGUACGAUGGGUGGAACGAAAUUUAAAGGAAGUUCGAUCAGUGAUGCGGGUUAUAAUAUUCAUGAGAAUAAUAUUAAGAUUACAGCUCAAGAUAAUGUCAGAGUGAUGUAUUUUCGUAGAUUGGGAACGUUGAUGAUAGAUGUGAUGGUAUCAUUUCGAAAGAUGUAUCCAAACUCGGAGAGAAAUUCACUCUCCCAUUUUUUGAAGAUGAUAAAUCUCGAAGGAAAGGUGGAUCUAUCCCAUUUAGUUCUGAGAAAAUAUUAUCGAGAUU
Molecule: messenger RNA, 1843 nt
Organism: Acaulospora morrowiae
Lineage: Eukaryota; Fungi; Glomeromycota; Glomeromycetes; Diversisporales; Acaulosporaceae
Source: the annotation of a GenBank genome assembly